Messenger RNA from Funneliformis geosporum, 972 nucleotides. NCBI's taxonomy places the organism in Eukaryota, Fungi, Glomeromycota, Glomeromycetes, Glomerales, Glomeraceae. The record is from the annotation of a GenBank genome assembly.
AUGUCAAAAAAUUUAUAUGAUUCCGCAUUACUUCACAUUUCAUUACCUACACUUUCCACAAUAACGGAUUAUCAUAAGGACUUGAUUAAAGCUUCAGUUAACCGAGUCUCAAGUUUAUUAACAAUACUUAUAUCUUGUUCUGAAAUAAAUCAUUACGCAAACGACCCUUUAUCCGGUUGGACUCGAGUUCAUAACUUAUUAAGUGCGUUAUAUGUCUUCGGAACAAAAGUAGCUUAUGAAACUGAUAAACCCUUCCUUGAUAUUGAUAUAAUAUUUGAUAAGUGGUGUGGAUAUCAAGUUGAAGUGUCGAAUGAUAGGCAUUUUAAUGUUUUAUUUGGACACAUAACUGAAAAUGUGCGUUUACAACAAUUCAACGAAACUCGCAAGAAUUCUUUAUUGUCAAACUUACCAAUACAUAUUAUCGAAUCAAAAAUACCUCCACCCUCAUUCGAUUUGAUCGAUUCAAAUAAAAUUCCCUUACAGCCUAGCAAUCCAAAGACAUUUGAUCAUGUUGCUGUCGGUGGAACAUUCGAUCAUUUACAUUCUGGGCAUAAAGUUCUUUUAACAAUGACAGCGUGGAUAACUGGAAAAAGGUUAAUUUGUGGUGUUACUGAUGAUACUAUGCUUGAGAAUAAAAAAUUUAAAGAUCUUUUAGAAUCAAUAGAUACGCGUAUUGCAAAAGUCAAACAAUUCUUGGAAUCAAUUCGUCGGGGAUUGAUUUAUGAGGUAAUUCCAAUUUAUGAUGCAUAUGGUCCAACAACAACGGAUGCUGAGAUUAAAGCCAUAGUUAUAUCCAAAGAAACUAUGAAUGGGGCCCAUUCCAUUAACAAAGAACGCGAAAAGAAAGGAUUUCAACCUCUGCACCUGUCAAUAAUUGAGGUUAUUUCUUCUUCAAAUCCUUCUCUUUCAGAAGAUGAAUUAAAAAAUCUCAAGCUUAGUUCAACAUAUUUACGUUUUAUGAAAUCCAAUUAA